CGUGCAGACCUACAUCUUUGUGACACUCAACAACCGUCAUUAAACCAAAGCCCCUUAAGUGCUGUUGAUUAGCGGAACCAUGGGGUCGGGUCGUGACGGCCGGCCUGCGAGCUACACCAAGAAGAACUUCUCCCUGGAGAAGCUCAAGCUCAGCAGCAUGAAGGAUGACCUGACCGUUCUGCGCCAUAUGUGGUUCGGCAGCAAGAAGGGCGAUGAUCACGCUGCUCGCCUGGAGAGCUUCUACGGGCCCCAGGCCGCUGCCUAUGAUGCUUUCCGGUCGCGGUUCCUCUGGGGUCGCAGGCCCAUGCUCGCUGCAGUUGCUGCCCGCCUGGCCGAGCGCUCGAACCUCAUCUGGGUUGACCUGGGUGGUGGCACUGGGGAGAAUGUCGAUAUGAUGGCUGAUUACAUCGACCUGGCGAAGUUCAAGUCCAUCUACGUGGUCGACCUGUGCCACUCGCUGUGCGAGGUGGCCAAGAAGAAGGCGAAGGCCAAGGGCUGGAAGAAUGUCCAGGUCGUGGAGGCCGACGCUUGCCAAUUUGCGCCCCCUGAGGGCACCGCGACGCUCAUCACCUUCUCCUACUCGCUCACGAUGAUUCCACCGUUCCACAACGUCAUCGACCAGGCUUGCUCGUACCUGUCCCAAGACGGCCUGGUGGGCGUUGCCGACUUCUACGUGAGCGGCAAGUACGACCUGCCCCUGCGCCAGAUGCCCUGGUCGCGCCGUUUCUUCUGGCGAUCGAUCUUCGACAUCGACAACAUUGACAUCGGCCCCGAGCGCCGCGCCUACCUGGAGCAGAAGCUGGAGCGCGUGUGGGAGCAGAACACCCAGGGUUCGAUCCCCUACGUGCCGUGGCUGCGCGCCCCCUACUACGUGUGGAUUGGCCGCCUGCCCAGCGUUGGCCACGCCCUGCACGAGGAGCGCGUGGAGCGGCCGCCCAUGUUCCCGCCCACCUUCCUGUACACGCAGUCGUGGGAGGACCCCGAGCCGGAUAUGGAGGUGAUGGAGAUCAACCCCAAGGACACGGUGCUGACCCUGACUAGCGGCGGCUGCAAUGCCCUGAACCUGCUGGUGCAGGGGGCCGGCCAGGUGGUGUCGGUGGACUGCAACCCCGCGCAGUCGGCGCUUCUGGAGCUGAAGAAGGUGGCCAUUCAGCAGCUGGAGUUUGAGGACGUGUGGCAGCUGUUCGGCGAGGGCGUGCACCCGCGCAUUGAGGAGCUGUACGAGAAGAAGCUGGCGCCCUUCCUGUCGCAAACCAGCCACAACUUCUGGUCCAAGCGCCUCUGGUACUUCCAGCACGGCCUGUACUACCAGGGCGGCAUGGGCAAGCUGUGCUGGGUGCUGCAGUGCCUGGCCGUGGUGCUGGGACUGGGCAAGACCGUCAAGCGCCUCGCCAACGCGCCCACAAUGGAGGAGCAGCGCCGUCUGUGGGACAGCAACAUGCUCAUCCACUUCGUGAAGAACGGGCCCAAGCCGCUGGUGUGGCUGUUCGUCAAGUUCGUGAGCCUGGUGCUCUUCAACAAGGCCGUGCUGUGGUUCGGCGGCGGCGUGCCGGGCAAGCAGUACGCGCUGAUCAAGGCGGACGGCAUCCCCAUUGAGAACUACAUCGCGCGCACCAUGGACGGCGUGGCGGAGAACUCGCACGUGCGCAAGCAGAACUACUUCUACUACAACUGCCUCACCGGCAAGUUCCUGCGCGACAACUGCCCCACCUACCUGCGCGAGGCGGCCUUCGCCACCCUCAAGAGUGGCGUGGUGGACAACCUGACCGUCUCCACCAACUUCUUCAUGGAGGAGCUCAAAGCGCGCACCUACACCAAGGUGAUUCUGAUGGACCACGUGGACUGGCUGGAUAUGCCCGUGGCCAACGAGCUGGCCGAGUGCCUGGCCAAGCAGGUUGCGCCGGGCGGCAUCGUCAUCUGGCGCUCCGCCUCCCUCAGCCCGCCCUACGCCGAGCUGAUCCAGAAGGCGGGCUUCGACGUGCGCUGCAUCCGCCGCGCCACUCAGGGCUACAUGGACCGCGUCAACAUGUACAGCUCCUUCUACAUGGCCCGCCGGAAGGGCGCCAAGAAGGACAACUAAGCAGCUGGCGGCGAAGGCACGGCGGGCAAGUGGCCGGCUAGCAACAGCCAAUGGCGCUGACAUCGCAGGAGCAGUGCGUUGGUUGCUAGCCGGCGGCGUGCCGUGCAGGGAGCACCGCUGUGGUCAAGCUGCGGGGACUGGGCUGGCAGCGGAAGCAGUACAGGCAGCGGCGCAAUGGGCCCGUUACUCGUGCGGGCCCUGCAGUCCAGCUCGAAUCAUUGCAGCUUGCUAGCCCGGCUGUCACAGCAGCGCUUCGGUAGGUGCGGCCGUCCACGUUUAGCGUGCUGGACUCCAUAGUAGUGGUGCCAGUAGGAGUUAGGACAAUGACCAGUAGCGCAGUUGAGGACGGGCAUUUUCCCGGUAGCCCAGGUUCCGCUGUCUGUGGUUGGUGUGUGGCAAUCCACGCCGGACGCAGUUGUAGGGGACACCGGGUCGCCGCACAGGCUUCCUGGCCACUGCUGUGUGGGGUGUGGGGGACCGAUAGCGCCCGAGGCAGCACCCUGGGGAUCAUUAAGUAAACGAAUGAAGUGCGUGACAGCGACAGAAUCGCGCAGUUGGAUGUGUGCUGUGUUAUGUCUGGUUUCCAUCUCAUGUGUUGCUGGUGCCGCGGAGGGGAGCGGAAGGCACAUGGCGGCCGGUCUGGCGUCCUCGAGUGCCUAGUAUCGGGGCUGCUGCACGCUCUCAGCAGUGCAGUUGCUUCGGGAGGCGUGCUUUGGGAUUCCGACGGACUGUGAGUGUUUGCCAUUGUGUGCACCACGCGAAGCUGCCAAGUACUCGGGUGCUCACGCACGGCAAGCAUAGCUCGGCCCCGGGCCUCCCGAUGCGAUCCGUCUGGGCAGGUGGAGGGGCUUUUAUACUGUUUGCUUCCGUUGAGACGCGCUGCGAUGGCGUUGAGUCCGGGACCCCGGCGGCGUACCGUAUCAUUUCGGUGGCAGGUGCUGCGUAGGAGUAACCGGAUGCAACACUUCACGGUUGGGCUGUUCAUUGUCCUUAUAAAGUUGUAGAUGGUGGUAAGUGAGUGACGCAGGAGUGCCAGUGACACAUUGUGUGAGCCGUCGACUGCAUCUUGAACCAGAGCUCUCCCGCUGUAUGGGCGCCAGGAGUCGGAGCGUGCGCUUGCAUGGACGCACAGAAUGAGGCUGAGGCCGCAGGAGUCUGGGCAUUCACGAGCGACCAACGGACGCGGAUGCGGGAGAUUGCCCAGCUGGCGGUUGUCAGUACCGGUACUUGACGAGAUGACCGGGACCAAUUUUAGAUUCGGACGAGUAUGCGGGAGGACGCGUCGGGCCAGUGUCGGUGAGUGUACAGGGUGCAAGGCGCGCAGCCCAAGCAAGGCGAGGGUGAUGAGAAUGUAAGGACUCAAUUCUUGCAUAUUCGCUCCAACACAGCAGCUCCGGACACCUGAUUACAUGUGAUGAUGCUGGCGAGUGGGGGAGACGGCAGAGGAGCCGUGUAGGCAGGGUGGCGAGCAGUGUUGACUCGCAGAGGCACCCCGCCAAUGUGCACACCAGACGAGUACUGCAGUGCCAGGAGACCAGCGCGUCGCCAUCAGGCCUGGCGGCAGGAGCGGUGCAACUAGGUGGAGUUGGAUGGACGGCAAGGGCAGGCAAGGGACGCAGAACAAGGUACCCAACAGCUCUGAGAGGAGCCCAGGUCACAGCGAGCGUGGGCACUAUCUUUAGUGUAAGUGCGUGUGACGUUGCCCACGAGCCAAUGCCCCAGCGCCUUGAAAUCACAUGUGUGGGAGGCAGGUACAUGCCGUAUGUGUUGAGGGCGCGCAGUGUGCGUGUGUACCCCAUGUGCGGCGAUCGGGUCAGCGGCAGGCCGCCCGACGCCAGGCGCGUGUCCAGGUGUCCAGGUGCCUAGCCACCCGCAGGCUAUCGCCCCAGGCCUGCAGUAUUGCAUCGCAAUCGCAUCUGCGAAUCUGCAAUGAAAUGCCCCGUAAUAAUAUAUGCGCUGACUUAUCGCAGCGCAGUGGAGAUAAGUCUACUUAUUGCGACGUAACUGCCGUGUUGCGUUCAAGUCACGCACGGCGCAGGACGCUCGGGUACGUGCCUGCAUGGGGCCGGACCGAGCUGGGUCUUGUAGGCGUCAGGAGCACACGGCGCUUUAUCUGCCGUUGUGCUUCUGUACUGUAUUUUCGGAUCGUCCCUCUGCCGGGACGGUGACAACCCACCCGCCCCCCCUGGCGCCGCCGCGGAUUAAUGUGGUGGUACCCGUGGGCGCCGCGGCGUGGUUGUCUGGACUCUGCCAUUAGGCGCUACGUGCAUGCGACACACCCAGUACUGGCAGCACUUUCGGCCACUAGUGCAACCUCAACACGGGCGGGCUUGGGCGGGCACGGCGGACUUGAUGGGGUAUCGGGAACUGUACGGCCCGAGCUAGGAGGCCGUAGUAUGAAGGCCGCUGCGGGCCGCAAGUGAGUUGUGAGGCUGCUUAAGCAAGGCAUGAGUGGAGGCUAUUGUCGGUUUUGAGAGAUUGGGAUUGUCGUUUGGGGCCGUGGCGGUUUGUAACGCUACACGGCA
Chlamydomonas reinhardtii is the source of this 4605-nucleotide messenger RNA. RefSeq lists its product as uncharacterized. Lineage: Eukaryota; Viridiplantae; Chlorophyta; Chlorophyceae; Chlamydomonadales; Chlamydomonadaceae. The transcript has 12 exons. The coding region runs from base 80 to 2080 and encodes 666 amino acids. The record is from RefSeq and is a predicted model, not a curated record.